Daphnia pulicaria is the source of this 755-nucleotide messenger RNA. RefSeq names its product autophagy protein 12-like (gene Atg12). Gene Ontology annotation, cellular component: Atg12-Atg5-Atg16 complex; phagophore assembly site membrane; cytoplasm. The coding region runs from base 102 to 518 and encodes 138 amino acids. The transcript is spliced from 3 exons. Gene Ontology annotation, biological process: C-terminal protein lipidation; autophagosome assembly; autophagy of mitochondrion. The record is from RefSeq and is a predicted model, not a curated record. Lineage: Eukaryota; Metazoa; Arthropoda; Branchiopoda; Diplostraca; Daphniidae.
AAACACAGUUUGAGGUCGGCUGCUAUCAUUCAUUUGUGUUUACGUCUUUUCUAAUGCAUAGUCAUUUUUGAGCUAUCCAAGUUGUGUUUUGAUUGUGAACGAUGGAUAACAACCCGGUUAAUGAAGCACUUCCUGAUGCAGCAAGUGCGGAAGAUAAUGAACAAAAUGUAGAAAUGCCUUCUCAUACAGACGAAAGCUUACCGGCCCUCCUCAACAGCGCCCCAGCUACUCCAAAAGCAGAUAAUAAAACACCCAAAAUUACAGUGGUACUCUGUCCAGUUGGAGGAGCUCCUAUUAUGAGACAGAGGAAAUGGGAAGUAGAUUCCACACAGACAAUUGGCUUUAUUGCAUCCUUUAUCAGGAAGAAACUUACACUCCAGAAGUCAGAUUCUCUUUUCUUUUAUGUCAACCAGUCAUUUGCCCCUUCACUUGACCAGACAGUCCAGAACCUUUUUGAUUGCUUUGGUUCUGAUGGCAAAUUGAUUUUAGCUUAUUGCAGAACACAAGCAUGGGGUUGACAGGCUUACAGUAGAAGAUUCUCAGCAGACAAUGUGAUUUUUUUUUUUGUAUUAUGACCUUUCUCAAUCAAGUACAGAGAAUGUAAUAAAUUAAUGGUUUAAUCUUUCUGAAGUUCCAUUACAUGCUCGAUGGCCCGAGGUUUACCGUCUUCGCCAACUCGAGCCGGCUGAAUGAUUCCUUUUCUGAAAAUAUCAAUGUAUUUGUUGUCGAGUUAAUAAAACGUUUUCUAAAGUGAA